Molecule: messenger RNA, 9162 nt
Organism: Closterium sp. NIES-65
Lineage: Eukaryota; Viridiplantae; Streptophyta; Zygnematophyceae; Desmidiales; Closteriaceae
Source: the annotation of a GenBank genome assembly
AUGACCACCCCCGGAGGUCCUCCGAGCGGCUCCUCUGCUCUUGUAAGCCUCCCUCCUCCCCUCACGGGCCCUCCAUCGGCAUCCAAUCCCUCUUCAACUGCCGCACAACUAGCAGCUGCCCCAGCAGCAGCAGGAGAAGCAACACCAACUGCAGAGCCAGCACCGCCAGCGUCAGCAGCAGCGCCAGCGCCAGCAACAGCAGCAGCAGGAGCAACAGCAACAGGAGCAGCAGCAGCAGCAGCAGCAGCAGCAGCAGCAGCAGCAGCAGCAGCAGCAGCAGGAGCAGCAGCAGCAACAGGAGCAGCAGGAGCAGGAGCAGGAGCAGCAGCAGCAGCAGCAGCAACAGGAGGUGGGAGCGGCAGCGGUUCCAUCACCAUCCCGCACAUCCCCGCACCGUCCUUCUCCUCCUCUCUCCCACCCUCGCUCCUCACGGACCUGGAAGGCAUCCCGCCCUGCUCCUGCUUCACCAACUCCGUCUCCGCGCAGUUCAACCCGCACGUGCACGCCAUCCGCUACACGGGCGUGCGCAGCCGCGGCAGCAACCGUUGGAUCGCGGAGAUCAAGGACAACCAGCGCGGCGUGCGCAAGUGGCUGGGAACCUUCUCCUGCCCCGUGCAGGCCGCGCACGCCUUCGACGCCGCCGCCAGGGCCGUGCGGGGACCCAACGCGCGGACGAACUUCCGCGUGGGGGAAACCGCGGGCGUGCCUGGAACCGGGGGGAGCAGGUCGAGGCGGUGGAAGAAAGUCGCUGCUGACAGUAAGGCCGCUGCUCUGGCUGCUGCGGCUGCUCUGGAGGCAGAGGCUCAGAAGGGGGGGUCGGAGGGUGGUGGGGUGGGCGUGGGAGAGGAGAGUGCUGCGGUGUUUGCUGCUGCAAGUCCUGGCGUUGCUGCUGGUGCCUGGUCUCUGGGUGCUGCAGGGGGGAAUACGUCCUCAGGAAUGGCAUCCCAAGGCAACGCUGCCAAUGCGUUCCAUCAUGGCAUUGCCAUUGCCGCAUCACAAGACCAUGCGUCAGAGUCUCCACCGGAGUUGCCCCGAGAGCGAUGGGCGUUUGACUUGGAGGCCGUCCCAUCCUGUGAUGAGGGCGAAGAGGACGCAGCAGUGGCGGCGGCGGUGGGGGAAGGAGAAAGAGAUUGCAGUAUGGACAAAGGGCUUGGCACUUGUACUACUGCGCAGCAAACCCAAGUUCCACGCGCACGGGCUGUCAAGCACAGCGCCAUCACAGCUCCCUUCCAUCUACAUCAUGGCGCAUCACCUCACACCCAAGCAUCACCUCUCUCCCACCCGUCACCGAUACCCCACCCAUCACCUCUCUCCCACCCGUCACCGCUACCCCACCCAUCACCUCUCUCCCACCCGUCACCGCUACCCCACCCAUCACCUCUCUCCCACCCGUCACAUCACUCCCAUCCAUCACCGCUACCCCACUCAUCGUCUCACCAGCAACGUCUCAGCUUUGACAUGUCCUUUAAGCAAGCCCGCAUGGACCCCUCCACGCCUGGGCCUCAUCCUGCUGCCCCUGCUGCUUCUCCUGUUGCUCCUGUUGCUCUUCCUCUUACUGCUCCUGCACCUGCUGCACCUGCUGCUGCUGUUUCUGCCGCUCCUCCUGCUGCUGCUGCUGCUGCGACGCUCCGGGGCGUUCUGUCCCACCAGGCCAUCCUGCAUGCACACCAGCAGGGUGCCGCCGCCAGCAACAUCUCUCACGCCCUCCCCUCCCCACACAGCCUAAGCCUCAGCCUCCCCCCACCGCACGGCAGCACUUCCACGUGGCAGCAGACGCUUGCACGCUCGGAGCAGCAGCAGCAGCAGCAGCAGCAGCAGCAGCAGGAGCCCCAUUCGAGCCAGCCCCAGGGCACAGGAGGCGGGGAUUCAGCAGGUGGUGUGGCAGGCAGAGCGAGAGGCACGGCGCGGAUAAGGCUGGCUUCAACAAGGGCAGCAACCUCCAAGGGCAGCAGUGGCGGUAUGGUGCAACAGGGGGGCAGCGCGGCCAACACUGGCAUGGCGCGGCCAUCCAGCAAGGGCAGUGCUGGUGCCGCAGCUUCGGCAACCCCCAAGGGCAGCAGUGCUGGUGCCGUGUGUGCGUCCCUGUGGGCUCCCUCACUGCCUGCCACUCGCGCCUCUCUCGCAUGCCUUUCCACCUGUGCCCCGACUGCCACACCUCACUACGAAGUAGCCUCACCAGCAGCACCAGCAGCACCAGUAGCAUCAGCUCCGGAGGCUGGGGCAGGCGAGGCGGAGGUGGCGGUGGUGGGUGCGGUGGGCGCACUGGGAGCAGCGGGAGCUGCGGGGCUGCACUCACAGCUCUCUGCAGCAGCCGCAGCAGCAGCGGCCGCUGCAGGGCUGCGCUCGCAUGAGCUCUUGCAGCUGUCUUCAAUGUGGGGAGCCGAUCGCCCUUCUGCAGAGAAGAACACGGGAUGGCUGCACGCCUUGGCCUCCAGUAGUUGGAUGGGAGGGGGUCAGGAGGCCGGCACGGCAGGGAUGGGGGGAACUGGGGAGCGGGCGGGUGAUAGGUCUGGGGGGUGUGAUUCUUCUCCUGGGCGUGGCUUGGUGAGAAGAGAGUGUGGGGUGGAAGGAGGAGUGGCAGGUGUGAUUUCUGGAGCGAUUGGACUUGCUGGAGGGGUGGCUAGUCGGGGAGGGGGCAUGGGGGCAGAGAUGGUGGCUGCUGCUGCGCUGUCUGCUAUUCUGCAGCAGGCCAUGCAGGGGGGGAGAGGCGAAGGUGCUGCUGCUGUGACAAGCCCCUCGCUGCUCCUCAACCUGCCAGUGGCCCUCGGGAUCCUCGCCGCUGCUCGCUGGCUCAUGCUUGAGGUGCAGGCGCGGGCCAAUGCCAGCCUGCCACGUGUGCACUACGAGCAGGUGCACGCGCCCUUCCAGCCAAUCACGACCGCCGACGCCCUCCCGCGGCCGUCAGAGCCGGCUGGGCUGACGCUGGUGGGAUCGCCGCUGGUGGAAGCCUCCCUUGACGAGUUUGUGCGCUCCAUUAUACGGGACUUUGUGACGAACCAGUUCUAUGCGUACCUGACGCCGGACAGGGAGAUGCCGGAGGAGCUGCGCUGUGUGCUGCUGGCCGUGCUGGGGGAGGUGGCACGGCGGGCCAAGCGGGUCAACCUCGUUGCGCUGCUCACCAGGGACGUGGUGGGAGCGGUGGUGGGGGCAAUGGAGCAGUACCAGCGUGCAUGUGCGGACAUGGGCGAGGGCGAGGGCGAGUGGAGGCGGGUGGCGGCAGGGGAGAGGGAGGAGCGCCUCAAGCACACCCUGGGGGCGUCGGGCGACCUGCACCCUGCAUGCCUCUCUGUGGAGUGCGAAUACAAGGUGGGUGGGAAGCACAAGGUGGUGAGAAAGCUAGUGGCAGCACUGUUGGCGCUGGUGCUGCCAGCCAGCGACGCACAGAGCAACGUGGUGCGUUGCAUGGCUCGAGAGCUCCUCUCCUGCUGCGUGCUGCUGCCCUCCCUCAAGCAGGCCAACCCGCGGAGGCGAGUCCCUCGCAGCCGCAGCAGGCGCAUGCGGGCCACAGGGUCGCCCAGUGGAGGCUCAUUCGGGGGAGGCGUAUCUGGUCCAGGUGGGACGUACGGGGCAGGUGCAUUCGGGGGAGGUGCAUCUGGUGGUAGGGGCAGCAGCAGCAGCAUGCGGCGGCGUGCUGUAUUGGGGUUGGGGGGAGACAGUGCGGGGGACGAUGACAGCCUGGCAGAGGGCACCAGUGACGGCGGUGGCGUGGUGGGCAUGGGCUUCAGCACGGAUGAGGAAGACGGCUCCCCUGAUGUUGAUAGCUCUUAUCCUGCUCGUCACGGUGGCGGUGUUGCUGCUGCUGCUGCUGCUGCUGCUGGUGCUGCUGCUGCUGCGGGUGCUGGGCCUGGUGGCAGUCGGGGUGGUGGAGGAGUAAGAGAGAAGCGCAGACCUGGUGGAGGGUCGGGAGCGGCUGAUUCGCCUCAGAUUGCGCCUCCCCAUGCCAUGCCUCCCCAGGAUAAGCCUCCCCCGGGCCGUUCCCCUGGGCUGCUGCAGCCUAUGAGUGCAUCUUCCUCAAUGGCGUCCCUGGCCCCUCAGCUCAUUGCCGCCACACCCCUUCCUCCGCACCCCUCUGGCCCCUCCGGUGGCUUUAAUGGCUCUCCUGGGUUUGGGGGGUCGGGUGGGUCGACUGCUGGUGGUGGUUCGGGAAGCCAAGGCAUGCUGAGCAGCAGCGGCGAGAAGCACGGCGGCUUUUCUUUGCGCUCCCACCAGCCCUCAAGCGAUUCGGGCUAUGCCCAGCCUGCUGCACCUGCUGCUGCUAGAGGCUUAUCUCAUCACAUUCCGCCUCCUCCCCGUGAUGCGUUUGGUCCGUUUGUCCAUCCCAAUGACGGGGCUGCUGUGGCCGCGGUUGAAGGGGCUGACGGGGUGGGGCCGCGGCGCGGGAGAAAGGCAGGGAGGGAGAGGGAGGGGGAAGGGAAGGUGUUUGGCCGGGUGAAGAGCGAGCCGUGUGAAGCGAGUGAAGUGGGUGCAGGACGUGGGAGGAGCAAGGGUGAGGAGGUCGCAAUGCGGUUACCGGGUGACGAUGCUGACUUUGUGCAGGCGUUGAAGCGGUACGAGCAGCGGCAGCUGCAGGUGCUGGAUAGCGAGCAGAUUGACAAGCUCUGGUACACCGAUGGGCACAGCAGCAAGGAGUCUAUUCGUAAUGGCUGCGAGGAGCCAGAAUGGAAGGGCGGGACGGAAGGAGGCGGUUGUAGCAAGGGCGUUGGACACAGUAAGAGCUGCCAGGAGGUCUACUAUGGGGAGAGGGAGGGAGGAGUUGCGCCAGGGGAGGAGCAAGGAUUCCUUAUGGGGAUUCACAAGCAGCAGCAGCAGCAGCAGCAGCAGCAGCAGCAGCAGCAGCAGCAGCAGCAGCAGCAGCAGCAGCAGCAGGCUGCUCCCCCACAGGUUGCCCCCCUGCACUCGCAUGAGGCGACGAGGAACGGCAAGCGAGAGCGAGAGAGGCCUGUGAAGGGGGAAAUUUUUUGGAGGGGUGGGUCUGUGAAGGAAGAGAGAGGGAUGACUGACCCCACGAAAGCUGCUGCUGGUACCGCAGGCAGUGGUGCUGGAAGGAGAACGAAGGAGAAGGAGCGCGAGAUGCUAUGGGAGGGUGUGUGCUCGGACGAGGAGUUAGGCGGUUUCAGGAGAACUGCUGCUGGUAACGCUGGUGCAGGUGGUGGUAACAAUGGCGGUGGUAACCGCAACGAUGGCGCAUGCAGCGGGAGGUGGAGCGAGGAGCUGGAGAUUGGGGUGGCGGUGCGCGGGCUGGGGUUUCUGGUGGAGCAGUCGCCUGGUACAAUGCAGAUGAUGCAGAGGAAGGGCGCUGGAGGAGCUGGAGAGGACGGGGAAGGAGGAGGAGGAGGAGGAGGAGGAGGAGGAGGAGGAGGAGGAGUUGGUGGUGGGGGUGGAAGAGGAGGGGUGGAUGCAGCUUGGGGAGGAGGUAGAGGGGCUUUGUCUGCUGUGAACGAGGCUGGAAGGGUGAGGCAGGGAGUGGGUUCGAGUACAGGUGGGGCGACGAAGGGGGUGUCAGGGCCGCAGCAGUCGCAGACACAAGGCGGCUGGGCGGGUGUGUGGGCCACCGGCGCGUUCUGGUCAUCAUCAUCAGCAGCAGGGGGAACAACAGCAGGAGAUGUCACAGGUGGCACAGGUGGCACAGGUACAGUGGGUAAACCACAGGUGGCCACUGCAGCUGCAGGGACUACUGCAGCGGGUGCAGCCGUAAAAGGACCAGUGGGAGCGGUCGGAGAGGCAAACUGGAGCCAAGGCGAGACGAGGCCCAGUGCAGGAUCAGCAGCAACAGGAGGAGCAGGAGCAUCAGCAGCGGGGUCUUGGCUGAGCUUCAUAGGCGCAGGGCCCAGGUCAGACCCGGGAGGCAGAGCAGCAGGUGCAGGCAGGGACACGGCUGGAGCUGCAAACACAGCUGCUGGGGGAAUGGGUCCUGAGGGGGGGAUGCGUGCACGGGUGGGGCGUGGGAGGGGGAGUUCCGUUUCAGGGGCAGGGGGUCAUGCAGGGUGUGGCUCACAGGGGGAUGCGGGUGGGCAUGAUGCGCGGUCGGUGCUAUCUGCUGCUGCUGCCACUGCUGGAUGGGUGGAGCGGAAUCUAGCCGCGUUUGGGCUGGCUGGUGCGUUUGGGAUGCGAGGUGGGGUUGGUGGGGGCACAGGUGAGAAGGGGACGGGAGGGACGAGUGGUGGAGAGGUGGGUGGAGUGGGUGGUGGUGGAAGUGGGGAUGAUAGGGUGCUGCUGGCUGAAGCAGCAGAGAGGGAUCCGUUGAGUGUGGUGCGGCAGUGGGAGGAGGAACAGGAGGUGGAGGGAGUGAGGGAGAGGCGUGAGUGGGAGAAGCAGGAGGAGCGGCAGCAGGAGCAUAAGCAGCAGGAGCAGAGGUGGCGACAGCAGCAGCAGCAAGGGGCGGUGCAGGGAUGGCAAUCGGGAUACGGGCCUGGGGAAGGGAAGUACACGGCAGGAACCUUCUUAGACUUGGAGGGCUUGGGCAUGGAAGAGGAGGAGGAGGAAGAGGAAGAAGGAGGAGGGAUGCUGCUGAGCGCGCGUGUGAAGAAGGGGCGCGGUGCGAUGCGUGCAUGGGACGGCCCUGGUAGUAGAAUCAGGGGCAGUGGCAAUGCAGUGGGGGGUGGGAUGGGGGAAGUGGGGGGAGUGGGGGGAGUAGGGGAGGAGGCGAGGGGGCAAGGGCUGCGGCCGGCAUGGUUGCUGGAGAGUGAGUGGCUACAGCAGCAGCAGCAGCGGAGGGAGGAGGAGCAGGCGCAGCUGGAGAUGCAGCAGUACCUGGGCAUGGGGCAGGGGGGUGAUAGCAGGGGGCAGGCAGGUGGGAGCAGGGGCGAGGAGGGAAGCAAGGAGAUGCGUGCGUUUGGAGAGGGCAGACAGAUGCACGCACAGAUCGUGGGGGCGUUCUCAGCGGAGGCAAGGGGCGAGGCCAUAGUGGGUUACUCCAUUGCAGUCACGGGCCUCGAUGGCUCCGCUUGGAUCGUCCGACGCAGGUAUCGCAACUUCUGGCAGCUGCACCAGCAGCUGAAGCGGCGCAGCCCGUCAGCAAGCAGCCUGCAGCUGCCGCCCAAACGGUUCUUCCACGGCGGGCGCGACGAGGAGCUCAUUCGCGACCGCCUGCUGCAGCUGCACGCUUAUGUCAAGGGCAUCAUCGCCCGCGAGGAGCUGGCCACAUCACCAGAGGUUAUCGACUUCCUCUCCCCUGACUCCAAGCUCUCCCCCAUCGAUCUCUCUCGCCCAUUUCUCUCCCUCACCUCUCUCCGCAAUAUCUCCCCCCUUCCCUUCCCCCCAUCGCUCUCCCCCAUCUCUCUCUCCCACCCAUGUCUCUCGCCCAUCUCUCUCCCCUGUCUUUCUCCCCCAUCUCUCUUCCCCAUCUCUCUCCCCUGUCUUUCUCCCCCAUCUCUCUCCAGUGAUCUCUCCCCCCAACUACCCCCUGUCCGCUUUUCCCCCACUGCUUCUCGUCCCUCGCUCUCCUGUCUAUUCGUCUCCGAACCCCUUGAAUGGCCAUCUCCUUUGCCUGUGAGCAUUCCUCCCCCGCUGCUGCAUGAUCUGAUUCCUUUUGCCUCCUCCCCCCUCCUUUUGUCGAUGUUGCCCUCCCUAUUACGCUCUUUUGGUGCACCUUACCAUCUCCCUUCCGUUUUCUCCACUCGCUUCCCUCCCUCCUCUCAACCCCUCUCCACCAUCCCUCCACCACCACCCCCCUCCCCCCCCUUUCCCACCGCUCCUCCUUUCUCCCGCCCUGCUCUCCUUUCCCGUUCCCCCACCCUGCCCUCCUCACUGCUUCUAUUCCUUCUUGUGACAGACGAUGUGCAGUGGCAGCGCGUUAAAAGCACGUCCCAGCUGCAGCUGCUCUCCACCAUUGCUACUAACGGGGAUGACACUAGCUCUGUUGCCACUUCCCCUCGCUACAGUCACCGCCCCUCCCGACCAACCAGCAGCCGCCACGUGGGGGAGGUGGGUGAGGAGGAGGCGGCUAGAAGAGCAGCGAUUGGACGACAGAGACGAGAAUUUGGCAGUGAUGGUAGUGGGAGGAGUGGGGAAGGAGGUGGUGGUGGGUGUAUAGUGGGGCUGCACGGUCGAGAGGAGUUGAGGAUGGUGAAAGGGAAGGGCCGUCCUUCUACGGUUUGGGAGGGAGUAGGGGAGUGGUCAGAGGGGAUUCGAGAAGAAGGGUGCGAGACGGGGGAUGAGGAGGAGGGCGAUGGUGGGGUAUCGGGAGAGGAGAGAGGAGAUGCUUGGGCUGGGCGGGAGAUUCGUAGUGAGGGAGGGAGGAGAGAGGCUGACGGGAGGUUGAAGAGGCGUGUGGGGCCAAGGGGUGGGAGCACGAUCGGUGGGAGUCUGGUGGAUGGAGGGAUGAGGGGUGGAGGUGAAGGGAUGGGCGGGGAGAGGGAUGCGGAUGGGGAGGACGAUGUGUUGAGCUAUGGAUCGAGACAGAGCCUUGGCGGCCUGGAGUAUGACCUUCAGCGGGCGCAGGGGGUAGGGGACGAGGAAGGAGGGGUGAAGCAGCAGAAGGUGCAGCAGCAUGGAAGCUCGUGUGAGACCUCUGAGGAUGACCUGUGUCAACAGGGUGCUGCCCGUGUGCCUGGGGAUGGGCAUGGGGAUGGUAUCAGAGGUGGGCGUGGCGAGUCAGGUUUUGUUGGGAGAGGUGAAGCUCCGGCAGGGCUGUUUGAAGCAGAUGGUGAUGGUGAGGAUGAUGGUGAUGGUGAUGAGGAGGGUGAGGGUGGGGUGGUGGUGGGAGCAGUCCCUCGACGUGGCUUGCAUGUGCCAGCAGAGCAAGGAGGAGCCGUGGAUCGAGGAACCGAGGAAAGGGAUGGUUCUGUCAGAAGGCACGAUGGGGGGAGUGCACUGGAUGCAACCGUUCCUGCUGAUUGGACUGCUGCGAAGCUGAGUGCACCACUCCUGCGCCUGGUGGAAGUGCUGCUGCACCUCGACGACCACGGCUGGAUUAGGCGGCAGGUGGUGUGGGUGGCGAGGCAGGUGUUGGAGCUGAGCAUGGGGGAUGCCAUUGAUGACUUCCUGCUCUCGCAGAUCCAGAAACUCCGCACUGAAUCCACCGUUGCCACCAUCAUUCGCUCCCUGCACCAGUCACAGGUGUGUGUAAAGCAGCUGGCGCAUGCACUAAUGGAGGUGGUCAUUCUAGCCCUGUUUCCAGAGCUGCACGUUGUGGUUGCUGAGAUUCGCCAUGGCCUUAUUUAA